Paramacrobiotus metropolitanus is the source of this 9405-nucleotide messenger RNA. RefSeq names its product neurobeachin-like protein 1. The record is from RefSeq and is a predicted model, not a curated record. Gene Ontology annotation, molecular function: protein kinase binding. The transcript has 34 exons. The coding region runs from base 585 to 8894 and encodes 2769 amino acids. Gene Ontology annotation, cellular component: cytosol; membrane. Gene Ontology annotation, biological process: intracellular protein localization. NCBI's taxonomy places the organism in Eukaryota, Metazoa, Tardigrada, Eutardigrada, Parachela, Macrobiotidae.
UCAUAACAGCGUCUUUUAGGUGCUGCACCAGCACCAUCGACUAUAUUUCUACGUGAAAAGAAUGUAAAGCGAUUGAAAACGAUAAAAAAUUUUGUUAUGGACCACUUUUCACGCCUCCGUCGUUCGUGCUGAUGUAAUCAAUUGUGGUGUCUAAUUUAUUAAUAAUAGUGUUGUUUGUGCUGUUGUGUGGUGAAUGGUGAUCCCAUUACUCAGUCUAGCUGGAAAAUAUUGUGAUGAUUACAUAUUUUUAUAACCGAUUUCGGAUUUUCAUCCGCGCUUAUCUGUGCCAUUGAAGGCUGUCAGACGCGAGACAGUACGACCUGAAAAGCUAUGAUAUCCUUACGUAAUUGAUAAUUCAUAAUCACUGUCUCGCGAUCAGAAGAAUUUUGGCUGGACAAAACAAGCCCUCUGUGUGGAGCAGAUAAAGCGUCGCCUCUGUUGAUAGCAACGAGGGGAACAACAAGUGGGUGUGCUGUGUGCGCGAUCAGCUGGGAGGAGAGCAGCUGGACUGGCAUGACGCUAGCUCGGUUAGGCAGUGUGUGUCCUCACUGUGGUUGUCCCCGGAGCAGGUCGUGAGCGGGAGAAUGGUGCUGGCCGAUGGUGGCCGUCCGCACGCAGUCUCCAGUGGGAGCGCGCGGGCUUCGGCCAAGGAGCAGCUGCAGCACUGCUGGGUCCUGUAUUCCAUGCAGGGGGAGAGUCGAGCAGCGCUACAGAACUGUCUGGACAUCUUUCUGGAAUUAUACGGGCGCUACUUGGAGGGUUGCGAUGGCGGCGGGGAGCCGUUGUCUUCCAGUUCUUCCUCACAAAGGCACUCGUCCAGCCCUCCUGACACUAACGGUCGUGAUGGGCAGUAUCCCCCGAAAGAUGACACGUCCGCCUUCCUCGCCCCCAGGGAUCCUGGGGCCGGCGAUACCAGAGACAACCCAGUGAGCGUGGCUUCCCUGCGUCGGCAAGAGUCGGUGCCGACGGAAGCCAAUCUGAGUGGUCCGCACCUGUCCAGCCUGCCGGACGGCUUCCUGGCGGCACUGGCCCGCGCCCUGCACCGCUGCGUGGACUUCCUGUACGACAAGCCCCUCAGCGCACUGCCCCUGAACUCCGCUGCCAUCAACACCCAGAUCACAGGCGACAGCCAGUUCGCCGUGCAGUUGUUGCAGGCACUGGUCAUCUUCAGCCGCAACGUGGACAACCUGGCCCAGCUGGCCAACUCCACCGCCGUUGUCGACUGCAUCGAUCUGGCGCUAACAUUUCUGACGGCGGCGGUAGAUGAUACGCCCAAGGCUCAAUCUGUGGAUGCGAUUCUAGCGCUGACCAAAGAGUAUAUACGCAUUGUCUAUUACUUCUGCCAGUGCCUUUAUGAUCCGUACUCGUUGUGGAACGUUCUGGUCAACAGGUGUGCUCCUAAUGCGGAAGCGGUCAUUGUCCGCCCACCUGCCAUGCAUCCAUUACUCCCUAAACUCAUAUCUACGGGUUUGGACCGCAGCGUCCAGUCGGAUGAUUUCGGAUUAUUGCGGUGCUCGUUGGACACUCUGGGAGCCGUGCUCGUCGGUUCGAAGAACAACGGAGUACGUAUCACCUCUGAGGGGUUGGUCAGCAACCUAUUCGCUUUAGUGAGACGGAAGGCUGCUUGGAGCGAUGCAGAGCGCAUCCAGAUCACGCGGCGGAUCCUGAGCUGUAUCUCCGUUAUUGUCCAUAAUCUGCACGAAGCCGAUCCCGAUCUGCGACAAGUCGAAGUCGUUACCGUCUUCUCGCAGUUUUUGCAGACGCUGCGAUCCCUGGCCGUCCAUGACGACGAGAGUGUUCAAACAAAAAUUGAAAUGCUGGGUUGUGUCCAUGACAUUCUGGCUUAUUACGAUCGAUCUGCGCUGCAAGCCAUGUUUAUCGGUGUGGGUAUUUUUGAACAGCUGAUUCAAAUAACCCAGCAGGGCGCCGACGUGGUGGACAUUAAAGGUGGUAUGCUGCAAGCUGUUACCGCUGUUCGCGCCCUGGGAGCCAUCCUGCGCGGCUCGGCCAAAUGCAAAGAACUUUUUGUGGAGCGCAUUGGUUACAGGAUGCUGUUGGACGUUUUGAAGACGAUAUGCGAGCCCAGCGCCGAUUUCGUAGACGCUUUGCUGGAGCUGGUGGUGGAAAGCGAAGAGAAGGAUUCCGCCUACCUGAUUGUGGCCAACCCUCAGGCGGCUGUCAUGCUGCUCGACUAUGCCGCUGUGUUGCGCUCUCCCUCCUUCCAGCUACUAAUCAUCGCGCGCAUCUCGGAGCUGUUGAAGAAGCGCAUGCACAGUCGCAUCCAGUGCGCCGCUUUUGGCAUGCUGGAUGCCAUUCUGCAUCUCUUUCGGGCAUGCAAUCGUCUGCCGGCGGAUGUCGCUGACAGUCUGGUGAAGUUAUUUGAAAUUCUGGCGGCCCAUUCCAUCGAACCUGGUGAACUGAAGGAGCUGUUGUCGUUACUGAAGAAGGACGACGAGGGCGUUCAGCCCAGCUACAUUCUCCGCUUGAUGCAUUCCUUGUCUGUGAUAGCGUGCAAUACGUCUACAAAGAGCCCUUUCCGCUAUUUUGAUAUACAAGGAGAUUACGAUGGGAUUACUGUGCCUUCCAUGCGGAAGAAAUGGGCCGGUCCGGGGUUCACUUUCCAUGCCUGGGUGUGUCUGGACGAUAAUCCCCUAUCCACAUCCGUCUCGGCGGAUAAUGCGUUCAUGCGCCGGAUUCUCUAUAGCAUCACUAAUAACAGUGGCGGCGGAUUUGAGGCCUUUUUUACUUACGACUGCGUGCUGGUCGUGGCUGUGAUUCAUAAAAAGGAAUACAUCGCUCUGAGCUUAACUGACCAUCCGUUGCGGGAUCUACGAUGGCACUGUCUCGAUAUCAUCCAUGCUCCGCCGCGGCGUCCCUUCGGCAGCAGUACCAUGGCCGUAUAUAUGGACGGUCGCCUGGUGCACACCACUAACAUGAAGAUGCCCUCGCUCAGCGAGUCCUUCACCUUUUUCCGCAUCGGGGCGGCGCCGCUGCGCAUGUCGAAACAGCCGGAUGUUCUGUCCCACAUCACCGCGCCCGGCCAGAGCCCCAAACUGCCCUCCUCGCCCAUGUCCCCGCGUCUGCCGGUGCAUGAGCUCAUCACUGUGCAGUGCGGCACUCAAGAUCACAUUUUUGGCAUACCCGUGUCGCUCAAGGGCCAACUAAACUCCAUCUGCAUUUUCCAUGAUGCCAUCCUCCCGGUGGAAGCCAAAGAGCUCUUCGAUCGGGGGCCGAACAUUGUGUUUCCUUCGGAUGACAGCAGCGAUCUGGCCAAUAAACUCUUUCUGUACUACCACAGCAAUGGCUGUCAGCGCAAACACUGCAUCGACCUGUCGCCGGGGCGACAGCACGAUGGCACUUUCACCGGGACGGUGUCAACAGCCUGGAGUUUGGCCAAUAGUCUGUGCUGUGUUGGCGGUCUUCCUGCCCUCCUUCCUAUCCUGGAGCAGGCCAAUUUUCCCAUUCGUGGUCAUGUUCCAGCAGUCGACAGUAGUGCCGAGAUAUCUAUGCUUCCUCGGCCGAUCGGUACCAUCUACCAAGUGGAUUCGGUGGACAGCCAGAAAGAUGAUUGGGUCGUCAUCCAAAAGUGCACCCCCGAAGUGGGCGUGGAGAGUAACCCGGUGGCCGCCUUCCUGGACUUGGUGCGGAAGAUCCUGACGCGCAACGCAGAGCUGCAGGAUGAUGCGCUGCAGUCGCAGAGCGUGGCCAUCUUGGGUCAUCUCUUGACCAAGGUGGAGCCGCGUUUUCUGGAUGUGGGAGUGUUGUUCGCCGUGCAGCUACUGGUGGAGUCCGGUCAGUCCAGUCACAGUUGGGCGGAGGUGCUCAGUGAGAUAUAUCAGCACAUUCUUUUUGAUUUCCGCAUCUGGAUUAAAGCGGACUUCACCGUUCGUCUCGGUCAUCUCCAGUACAUCAGGAAGAUGGUGAAGGAUGACAAGAAAGUCUUUCGUAAGAAACUGGGCGUACAGUUCUUCCUGGACACACUGCGGAUGUAUUACGCGACCAACGCUUCCACCGCCGUGCUGUCGGUCGAGGAAACGGAGAUUUUGCGGCAGCACACACUGGGCAUCGUCCAGGAGUUCAUCUGUCAGAACAUCAACGUCCAUGAAGUGGCUGCACUUAUUCGCUUCUUGCUGGUGAUCAAGGAUGAAAAGACAGUGGAUGAUACAUUACAGCUGCUGUUAACGGUGCUGGAGAACCACAACAAGAGCGACCAAAUCUAUCUCCUGCUCUUUGAGCCGGGCGCCGCUGAUGCUCUGCUGUGUCUGUUGUUGAAGCGCCACCGGGAGCUGCCGGCGGAGACCAAAAGCAAGAUUGUUGCUAUUGUCAGUCAUUUGUUACGCUCUUCUAAGGUGUACGAGAAGAGUAAGAAUCGACUGCGGAUGCUGGAUGUGGAGAUGGGUGGACUGCUGCUGCUGAUGCCCAGUGAGCUGCCCACCGAUUUUGCCCGAUUAUAUUUGGAACAGUAUUUCUCCGGAAACUUAGAACACCCCGCCAAGUAUGCCUGCAUCAUCGCUAUCUUCAACAAACUCCAUCACGCCACCUUACCUCUGAAGGCGGAAUUCGCUCGUAAAUUUUUGUACGCUAUCUAUAUGAAGCCGGGCGCUGCAAUGCAGAUUGCCAGCCAAGCUGGUUGGUACCACUCCCUGGCCGGCUUGUUGGUAGAGACACCCAUGCUGGCCAGCCCAUCGUCCACGCACGGAGGCCAAGUAACGCGGGGCAGUACUCACGGUGGCACCAUCAGUGAUUUGAUCGACUUGAAAUCACCUGACGAAGAAGAGAACGUCUUUUUGGAAGACUUUGUCGACGGUACGACAAUCAUGCCAAACGACGAUAAAGUCAGCGUCAUCGCGGCCAGUGAAGUGGCCAGCUCCGAGGACGCUGACCGCAGCUCCGUCAGCUCGGCAUCGGCUCUCCGUGCACCCCGCAGCGACGUGCAGUCAGUAUACAGUGAUUCAGCAUCCACCUCGCCGUCGGUCAACAGCGGCUGGACGCCGAGUCAUGGAUCUGUGUCCCUGUCGGACGCUCUGCAUUCGCAACGGGACUCAUUUGCCUUCUUGGACGACACUUUCGCCACAGACCAUCUGUCGCGGCCGGAGUCGGCGGUGGAUGAACUGUGCACGGUGGUGCUGAACAUCCUUUCGACCGUGAUGUGGCAAGGCAUCGAGGGAUCGUCCAGCAGCAACAUGUGGGGAGCGCGGGCGCAGGUCCUGCUUAGUUUGGAUAUGCUGGCGUUGAACAACCAUCUGUUUAAGAAACCUGAAGAGCUUAAACGCCGUCUUUAUGAGAUGGCACUUCAAGUAGUGAUCUCGGAUCUGAAGAAAGAACCAUCGAAAGUUGCUAAUAUCGAGAAUGCCGAGCUGGUCAUCCGUCUCAUCCAUGACUUUAUCACGGCCCCUGAUCUGCACACCAAUCUGGAAGUGAAACUGUCCGAUAAGUUGUUAGAAGACUUCUCGUCGCUGCUGGACAGCAUCCGCGUGUGGGAAGGCGAGAGUGCCGACGGCUGGUCGGAGACUCUGCAGAUGGGCAUGGCCGUACUUUUAACAGUUGUGCGCUGUCCGGACGUCAAGUACUGCAGCAUCGUGAUCCCUAAACUGCACUACGCCAUUCAGUGCCGCCUCAACUGCUCCCGCCGUGAAGUUUGCUAUAUUCUCGCGGCGCUAAACGAGACUCUGCUGAUGUCUAUUGAUAUGAGCAAUCAGGAGCACUUCUCCUUUGUCAUUCCCGUGUUGCGAUUGAUUCUGGAAAAAUGGGCAGCGGUGUUAAGUACGGCGCGCUAUCUAACCAACCUUCCGAUGCCGGCUUUUAAUGCGUCACAGCACAACUUUGUCGUCCUCCAAAAGUACUUCCGCUCUACGGAGUGGGGCGGUUUUAUAAGUAACACGGUACAGCCGUUGGCCAAUGAUUACCAAAACAGUGUCUGCAAAGUGCGAAAGGAAAAGAUGGGUGAAUUCUGGAAUGAAGCACACGAUGCGGCCAUGGCGCAGCUGCACAUGCGGAACAAAGCCUACGGCGAAAGCAAAUUGAAGUUCCAGCAGGAAUAUGCUGAACCGGUGCGGAAGAAGGUGAAGGAGGAGAACUACCGGUUCAGCUGCGUUCAGCAGGACGCCCGAGGCGAAACGACACGCAUUUGCCGCAAAUGGGAGGAGCUGAAACGGUAUCUUUUCCGGGAGCGCGGACCGUGGCGGGAAGGAAACUCGAUGGAGGUGCCACUGCGUAUGUCGCACUACGAGAACUGGAUGCGUAUGCGGCUGAAACUAGUGGAGAAUCUGCACUUUGAUGCCCAUACUGAAGCCAGCAAUCUGCGCGACAACACGGCACCGCCGGCAGUGGCAACGGUGGACGAAACGUUUCUUGCACACAUCGGCGCUGCCAAGGAGGCCAAGUCGACUGAGCAGCUCAUGGAGGAGAGCUUCUUGGAUGAGACCGACGAAUCGGAGAGCAGCGUGACGGGCCGGGCGCCCGCCCUGGUCGGAAGUGUGGCUGUUGCGGCAGAGAAAGGCGACACCGUCCAGCGCGAGAAAUCGGUGCUGCAGGAGAAUUGCGAUCUCAUCACUGUGACCGAGAACGUCCAGGGCCGUUUCGAGCUGACCACGCAGCGAAUCAAGUUCCACGCCAUGAAUCCCGCCUAUGAUUCUGCCACGGGAGAGGGCUAUAGUUUCGAGAUUUCCUUGACCUCAUUGCGUGAAAUGCAUGUACGCCGCUACAAUCUGCGCCGUAGCGCCAUAGAAUUAUUUCUUGUGGACCAAACCAACUACUUCCUUAAUUUUACUUUGAGCACACGAAAUGAAGUGUACAAAAAGGUCAUCGGUUUGAAGCCCUCUGGAUUGAUGCAGCUCAAAUACUCCACGCCGGCUGCUUUGUUCAAAGCCUCGGGCGUUAUGCAGAAAUGGGUGCAGCGGGAGAUGAGCAAUCUGGAAUACCUGAUGGCGUUAAAUACCAUCGCUGGCCGCACUUACAAUGAUCUCAGCCAAUACCCGGUGUUCCCGUGGGUGCUGCGUGAUUACACCAGCGCCCAACUGGACCUCCACAAUCCCGAUACAUUCCGCGAUUUUUCCCGUCCCAUGGGUAUACAGAAUCCGCGCAGUAUUCCCGAAGUCCGGCAUAAAUACGACAAUUUUGAAGAUCCCAGCGGAACAAUUGAACCGUUUCAUUACGGACAGCAUUACAGCAAUCCGGCCAGUGUCAUACAUUAUUUACUACGUCUGGAGCCCUUUACCACUCUGCAUAUUCAGCUACAAAGCGGUCGUUUCGACGUGGCAGACCGGCAAUUCCACUCCAUCGCCGGCACCUGGGAUCUCCUUUGGAAUAAUCCCAACGAUGUGAAGGAGCUCAUUCCUGAAUUCUUCUACUUGCCUGAAUUUCUCGUCAACAUGAACGAUUUCGAUCUGGGCUGUCUGCAGCAAAGCAAAGAGCGCGUUAGCGACGUGUUGCUGCCGCGCUGGGCCAGCAGCGCUGAAGAGUUUAUUCACCUGCACCGGGCGGCGUUGGAGAGUGAGUACGUGUCGGCGCACCUCCACGAAUGGAUCGACCUGAUCUUCGGCUGCAAACAGCGCGGCCAGGCGGCCGUAGAGGCACUUAACGUCUUCUAUUACUGCACCUAUGAGGGCGCCGUCGAUCUUGACGCCAUCGUUGAUCCCCUUGAGCGGCAAGCAACCGAGGGCAUGAUCAAUAAUUUCGGCCAGACGCCCUGCCAGCUGCUGCGCGAACCCCAUCCCCGUCGCUUGACGCUGGAGGAAGCCACGCGUCGCUUUGUCGGUCUGGAGACGCCGGGAAGACUGCUCAAUGCUUUCCAUUACACGACGUAUCUCAAAGCCUUCGUCGUUGAGGCCAACGCGGAGGAUGACCCGCUGGUCUUUGUGGCUGUUCCGAAAAUCCAAACCCGUAAUUUGCUACAGCAAGGUAUGAAGAGCGACCUCAUCACGAUCGGCGGCACCGGUGCACUGGGCCUGCACGUGUGGACGCCGUAUGACCGAAACUCACCAAAGAAUAUGGCUUUCGAGCGGGAUCCGACCUUGGUCGCCUCAAGAUACACUCGCAGCGUCGCUGGGCCCUUCCACCCCAGUCUCACCGUCACCUGUAACCUGUUCGCCGUUACGGCCGACUGUAAGUUGUUAUUCUACGGCGGCAGCUGGGACAACAGUCUGCGCGUGUUCAAUCUGAGCAAAGGCAAGACAACGGCACAAGCCGUCCACCAUCGCGACCUGGUGACUUGUCUGGCCCUGGACAGUUUGGGUCUGCAUCUGGUUACCGGCUCGCGCGACUGCACAUGCGCUGUGUGGGAGGUAUUACAGCAGGGCGGGCAGGCUUCAGGGCUCAACGGGAAGCCGUUGGUCAGUCUGUACGGGCACGAUGAGGAGGUUGCCUGUGUUGCGCUCAGCGUGGAGCUCGACAUGGUGGCAAGUGGGGCGCGCGAUGCCACGAUUAUCCUCCACACGCUCAAGCACGGGUUGUUUGUGCGGACUCUGCGUCCGGGGCGCGGGGUGCCUAUCAGCGUCAGGAACGUGGUGAGCCAGCUGAUCAUCACGUACGAUGGGAAGGUGGUGGCGGGUUGCUUCUUCCCCGAGUGUAGAGAGGCCAAGCACAGCAUACAAGUGUACUCGAUUAAUGGCAAACACCUUCACACGGCGGCGGUCGGUGCUGCCGUGACGGGGAUGGCCGUGGCCGACGACUACAUUGUCACCGGGGACGCUGAGGGGCGGCUGGAGAUCCGCGAGUGCUUUCGGUUACGCACGGUGUACAGCAUGCAGGUGUCCAGCGGCGUCAGCUGCAUCAGUAUCCCGCGCUCCAGCAGCCACAUCUUCGCCGGCUUGAACGACGGCAAACUCAUCAUCGUGACCGUUGCACCUAACGUCCUGGAACUCAUGCAGCAGCGGGACGCCUUUGGUGACCGAUGAACUAGACAGAUCAUAUAACGAGCAAAAGUGUGAUGACAGUGGACGUGGUCUUUCUAACUCCCCGCUUGACGACAGCGAAAUGUCGCUGCCCAAGCGAAGAGCGCGAUUCCGCCCGCAGAGAUGGCUAUAUCGAAACGAAUUACUGAUCUGACUGAGCAGUAGCACAUGUCGAUGCCGAAGAGCAAUAGUCGGUGCUUGGCUGCCUUCUUUCCGUCGAGGACCACCGCAUGUUGCCGCAUUCCUUUCAUACGACCAUGCUUUCAUUCUCCUGUCUCUUUUAAUUUGUCGUUUUGUCCCGCACUGUUCUCUGUUGUUUUGUGCCUGUGUUAGUCACUGCAGAUGCUCACUUAAAUGGUGGCAGCUACCUUCUCUUUUACAGAGUUUUUCCCACAGUUUGCAUGUAAAUUAUUCUUUACGAUAAACAACAAAAUUAUUAUUUACCAGUGUCAGUGUUUGACUCAAGCUCAGCUGCACACAUCACUAUUGAACGGAUUAUGAAUAAUUGGACGCU